This is a messenger RNA of Manduca sexta (tobacco hornworm), 2242 nucleotides long. RefSeq lists its product as uncharacterized. The record is from RefSeq and is a predicted model, not a curated record. NCBI's taxonomy places the organism in Eukaryota, Metazoa, Arthropoda, Insecta, Lepidoptera, Sphingidae. The transcript has a single exon. Bases 986 to 1723 code for a protein of 245 amino acids.
UUAUGUUCAACGACUUCUGUUGCUGACUGUACCACAACUGUAACUCAGCAUACAAAAUUUCGCAAAAAUAUUAGAGCAGGAACCUGAAAUGUACGGGGAAUGCUUAAUCCUGGGAAAAUGGAGUUUAUAGACAGAUAAUAAAUACACUAUGACCUGAAGAUAUUAUUACCGAGACUCACAUGAGAUGAUCAGGUUAUUAUAUUACCUCGAACGGCCAUACUGUAUAAUUUUCGAGCCCAGAAAAUCAAAGUAAGAAUGGUGUAGCUUUGUCUGUGUCCUCCCAAAUAAACAUAUUAGUCUUCACAUAGUAGUCAUAACCCAGUGAGUGAUCGGAUUUUAAUACUGAUAAUCAACACAAAACCAUGUGUAUUAAUGUGGCAAUGGUAUAUGCACCUGAGUCUAACUCGACAGAAUCUGAUAUUGAUACAUUUUACCACCAAAUAGAUGAUAUUCUCAAAAGUCUACCAAAGAGAGAUAUAACAGUUCUGCUGGGAGACCUUAACUCCACAGUAGGUACCACGACAAUUGAUAAUUACCUGAGGGACGUGGUUGGUAAAUAUGGACUUGGUAGUAGGAAUGAAAUAUAUGUAUAUGUAUGUAAUGAUAUAAUGUAAAAAUAAAGCUUACUCUAUGCAAUAAAGUCUGGAAAACAGAAAAAUGGGUUAGUGACUGGAAGCAGUCCGUUCUAGUUCCACUGCAUAAAAAAGGCUCAACAACGAAUUGCGAGAACUACUGAACAGGUGCACUGAUAUCUCAUGCGAGUAAAAUAUUGGUUUACAUAAUCAAUGGCCGACUACAAUCAUAUUUACAAUGGCAAAUAAACAGUGAACAGGCGAGCUUCGUUUUAAACGUCGAGGCACAAUAUAUCAGAUGAAAAAGGCAAGUCAUUGAGAAAAGCCGAGAAUUUAAUACCCCCUAUUAAUGUGCUUCAUUGCUUACUCAAAGGCAUUUGAGAUUGGACUAUCUAUGAACCAUACUGUUGGAAAUGGAUGUACCUCAACAGCUCAUUUUGUUAAUUGCCAAUCUAUAUCAAGACGAAGAGUCCAUGGUUAAAGUCAAUGAUGUCAUAUCAACUCCCUUCAAGCCAAAAAAUAGGAUCAGACAGGGGUGUAUCGUCUCUCCCAUUCUCUUUAAUAUAUAUCGCGAAUACAUGAUGAGAAAAGCCUUAGAAGUCUGGAAAGGAGGUGUCUCAAUCGGUGGAGUAAAGACUAGCAAGUUGAAAUAUGGGGAUGACACUACACUCUUCGCAACUUCAGAAAAGGAACUAGCCGAUCUUUUUUACAAAGUGGAACGAGAGUGUAAACUAGUUGGGAUCACUAUAAAAAAAUCGAAGGGCAAAGUCAUGAUCAUCGACAGAACUGAUCAGUUCUCUAGGACACCAGUUCUAGGACUUUCCAAUCUAGAGUUUAUCAGCAAGUUUGUUUACCUCGAAUCGCUACUUAUUGACAAGAGAGGCUGCGAACGUGAAAUUAGGAGAAGGACUCGAAUGGCCAAAGCUGCAGUGAGCAAGCUAGCACAUAUUUGGCAGGACACAAGGGUCUUUAAUACCCAACAAGACGAGACUAGUCGAAAACCUGGUCUUACCGAUAUUCAUUUAUGGCGCAGAGUCGCGGAGGACUCGGUCUACAGAACGAAAGAAAACAGAGGCUGUCGAAAUGUGGUGCUGGCGAAGAAUGCUCCGUAUACCAUGGACCGCCAUGAGAACGAAAAAAUCCAUACUUGAGCAACUGCGCGUAAAGGCUAGAGUAUCAAUGAUCCGUUGCCAAAGGAUUCUUAGUUAUUUUGGACAUAUUGUCCGCUGUCAGAAAUAUAACCUUGAUAAUCUAUUUGUGUUGGGCAAAGUAGAAGGGAAAAGAUCUCGCGGCCGCACACCUAUCCGUUGGGGAGAUCAAGUGAUUGCCCACACUAGAUUGUCUAUUGCGACUGCUUUAAAAGAUGCCAAAAAUUGAUCAAAAUGGAAAGACUUAUACGUACAACCACGAAGUCAUUUCAGGGACACGACCUUUAAUAUUGAAGAACACAACCAAGAAGACGUAUCUACCUAAGUAGUAUAUAAGUAAAAUUUCAUACUGUUUAUAUAAACAUAAACACUUUUUAACAAAAAAUUAAACCGCCUUCAAACGUAACGCGCCUGCAACGUGCCGUAACGUUUUCCAGUAUGCCCCCGUCCCCCUCUCCUAAAGUUACCUAACUCUAAAUUUACAUUUUUUUUUAAAUACUCACAAAUAUUUUACGCAAAAUA